Molecule: messenger RNA, 2518 nt
Organism: Tuber aestivum (summer truffle)
Lineage: Eukaryota; Fungi; Ascomycota; Pezizomycetes; Pezizales; Tuberaceae
Source: the annotation of a GenBank genome assembly
AUGGCACUAUCCGCUCCUCCUGACAGGCCGGCCGGUAAGGUCGGCUUCGUCUCCAAAGUACGAAGGAAGCUGAAUUGGCCUCGCCGUGGGAGCAAUCCCGACAGGGGGCCGACAACACCGGAUAACAGGAAUUCCGCAGGUAAUGGGAAUGUCAUUGACACACCUAGGCCACCAACCGUUGCCCGUCAACAAUCUGAGGUGAGAAGUCGUCUGAGACCUGUAGAGCUCUCGCCCACGGAACGUAGGAGCGUGCCAGCUGUGCCGGGCUUCGCAUCACAUUCUUCGAGGAGCCUGCAAGCUGCCCCGGUUCAACCUGUAGUGACCCCAGAGGAAGCCCCGGUGAAGGAGGAGGAAGAGGGGGAGGAAAGGGCGGAAGGGGAAGGACGGCUGGGCCUUUUACGGAGCGAUGACCAUAUGUUCACGCCACGGACUGGGCCGAGAGAAUCUGAACCAUCGGUUCCGCCUCCGGCGCCGCCGGCUCCUACGGACUCUGUAGGUGGGCUGUCCGCGACGGAUGAUGGCGUGGAGGGUGAUGUGACGAGGUCGCCUGUUGAUGACGAGCUGGAUUGGAAAUGGAUCCUCAACCUGAGUAUGCACUUCCGCGAUCAAUCGGACCGGGAAAAGUUUUUCGUGACUUAUGCCGAGACACCGACUCUUCGACGUAGGCUUACAGUAUCCUGCGAUUACCGGGACGCGGAGGAGGGUACCUUGGAAAGGGAAUUGGCGAUGCUGAGAUACCAACGGGACAAGAGCGCGAAGAUAUAUGACGCUAUCAGGGACUCAUUGAGCGAUAUCCAAUUCUACGAUACCAUUACAAACCUCAAGCUACAAACCAGUGGUGGGAGGCUCCAUGUCCAUGUUACCGAGGACCUGCAUGAGAUCAUCCCGUAUCCGCCCGUCGUUGCCAUCGCGCACUUGCAAUGCCCCAAGUACAAGGAAUCCGAACUGGAAUUCGACUCGCAUCUCUCCGGGUUUGUCUACAAGGUCAGGGUCAGUGGAGAUGUGUUUAUCAAGAAGGAGAUCCCGGGACCUGAUACGGUGGAUGAGUUUCUGUACGAGAUCAAUGCGCUAUAUGCGCUGGCCGACUCCAACAAUGUCAUUCGUUUUGGCGGGUGUGUGGUGGAUGAGGGCCGAAAAAAGGUCAAGGGGCUCCUAAUCAGUUUCGCUUCCAAGGGGGCUCUCAUCGACAUUAUAUACCAUGAGCGUGGAAGGCUUUCCUGGGAGACUCGGGAGAAGUGGGCAAAGCAGAUUGUCUCUGGCCUUUCGGAGGUCCAUGAAGCCGGCUAUGUUCAGGGGGAUUUCACACUGUCCAAUAUCGUGAUUGAUGAGAAUGAUGACGCCAAGAUCAUUGACAUCAACCGCCGGGGGUGUCCGGUUGGCUGGGAACCCCCGGAAGUUACUGCCAUGAUUGACGGACUCCAGAGGAUUGGAAUGUACAUUGGAGUCAAAUCUGAUAUUUUCCAGCUUGGCAUGGUGCUUUGGGGGAUUGCGCAUGAAAUAGAUGAGCCGGAGGCUGUUAAAAGGCCAUUGGGCAUGGGUGAAGCCCCUGGUGAUGUACCGGACUACUUUAGAGACAUUGUGGAAGCCUGCCUAUCUGAGCGGCCUCAGGGCCGACCGUCCGCUAAGGAUUUGAUUUCGUUGUUCCCUGAGCACAGCCAACCUUCCCCUCGCUACAUUGACAGGACGCCACACUAUGGGGAGGGGAGCGGCUCUUUUGUAGCCCUGGAUGGGGGAACCUAUUUUCCAAACGGCUACUCAGUGGGGCCCGGACAGCCUUAUGCGGAGGCCCCUCGGGAAAACAGCGGGCAAAGCAUGUCAGGGGUGAACAGGGAUGGCGGUAUCGUUAGAACGGACGGAUUGCUCCUUAACGGAAAGGUCAGGCCCAUCAAGUUCCCCCUAAAUAGCGCCCUUUCGAAGCCCCAAAUCUGACGGAGUGAUUGAGUAUGAAAUAAAACAGCUGCCACAGAAUUCCAAUAGCACCUACACUCCAUUCCCCCCGCAUGAACUCGGUAGCCACAUGACAGGCAGCCGUCGCCCACUAGUAGGCGAGGAAGCCCGAUCCGACGCCAGCAGUAGCAACCGUCCCAUAUCCCGCGACUCAUUCGAAGAUGCACCGCAAGUGAUCGAGGCGGCACCCAGUGAAGCAAGCGGGGAAGAGCCGUACAUACCAAACAACAUCGGAUCCGUAGUCCCCUUAUUACCCGCGAGCCUGCCCCCGCCACCACCACCCCAACCGUUUGUGGGGCCACCGUCAGGGAGUUGCGCGACUGCGAGCGACCACUUUGGGGAUGGGUCCGACCGGCCGAGAUACACGCCUGCUCCUCAACCCCGACGGCUGCCGGGUUCUCCUUCUUGGGGGAGUGGAAAUGCGAGGGGGAUGCCCAUGAACGAGGACUAUAUGAGCCGGGAUCCGCAGGGGGCGGAGUCACCCGGGAACUCGCCUAUAUCGCUGACGUCCCCUCCACCGCCGCCAUUACCAUUGCCUAUACCUACCACGGGACCUGGGCUUGCGGUUUGA